Penicillium arizonense is the source of this 1230-nucleotide messenger RNA. Its product is annotated as TFIIH/NER complex subunit SSL1. The transcript is spliced from 5 exons. The record is from RefSeq and is a predicted model, not a curated record. Bases 1 to 1230 code for a protein of 409 amino acids. Lineage: Eukaryota; Fungi; Ascomycota; Eurotiomycetes; Eurotiales; Aspergillaceae. Gene Ontology annotation, biological process: regulation of transcription by RNA polymerase II; nucleotide-excision repair. Gene Ontology annotation, cellular component: transcription factor TFIIH holo complex.
AUGGCCGACUCCGACGAAGAAUAUGUGGGCGAGGUAACAGAGGAUGAAGAUGAUCUUCAGGUGACUCGAGGCGACACACGGGCCAGGAAAAGAAAGCAGCGCGGAGGCGCAGAAUGGGAGCUAUCCAGAACCUGGGAGACUCUGGUGGAAGGUGCAGAUGGAACCAUCAAUUCGACCGUCGAGGGCCUUCUGGAGGCGGGCAAACGGAAAAGGCUAUUGAAAGAUACGACACCACUGCAGCGCGGUAUCAUUCGACAUCUCAUCCUCAUAAUCGAUCUUUCACAGUCUAUGUCCGAGAAAGACCUACGACCGACACGGUACCUGUUAACGCUUCGAUAUGCCCAGGAGUUUGUGAGAGAAUUCUUUGAGCAAAACCCCAUUUCCCAGCUCGGCGUCCUUGGACUGAGAGAUGGUCUUGCCCUUCGAGUCAGUGAUAUGAGCGGCAAUCCAACGGAGCAUCUCGCGGCCAUUCAAGCGCUAAAAACACAGGAUCCCAAAGGUCUUCCCAGCCUCCAAAACGGAUUAGAGAUGGCACGUGGUGCGCUUUUCCAUACGCCGAGCCAUGGCACUCGUGAAGUGUUGAUCAUUUUUGGGUCUCUCCUCUCCUCUGACCCUGGAGACAUCCACCAAACAAUAAGUACCCUGAUCAGCGACAAGAUCCGAGUUGGGAUCGUCGGUCUCGCCGCGCAGGUUGCAAUCUGCCGUGAGCUUUGCACCAAAACAAGUGGCGGGGACGAGACAGCGUAUGGAGUGGCACUGAAUGAACAACACUUUCGAGAGCUGAUGAUGGACUGGAGUCCAACCCUUCUCUCUGCGCGUGUCAUUCAAAGCCCUCGCGAGGAGGCUAUCUCUGCUCACGAUGCAAUAGCAAAAAAAGAAAAGCUCGCCCCAGCGAUUGACUUUGCGGCCUUCAAGUCAUGGUUGGCGUCACAGUCAACGGGAAAGUCCCAAAUUCCAGACAGCCAGGAAGACUCGUCGCAGGCAUCUACUGGGUUAUCCCCAGAACAGAACAUGGCAGAUUCAACAAAUGCAGAGCCCGCUUAUCCAUCGUCGUUUGCGCAUAUUGUGGAACUGAUCACUACUGGACAACCAAUUCCCGGAAUUCAGGACAUACCGGAUACAGUGUUGACUGGACAUGAUAUCUCGAGCGAGAAACCCCGGCGACGGAAACCCUGGGAGAAGGAAGACCUGGAAACCGCUCCCAGUGAGACCGCAACUGGUGCUCCUUGA